AUGACUGACACUCCAGAGUCGUCACCUCGACGACGCCUCACCAGUGCCCAGAUUGCUUCUCACCUGCAAUAUCCGACCUUCCCCCCGUUGACUGCCUCGGUGGAGGAGUGGGUGAUUCGCUCACGACCGACCAACAUGACGUCAGAUCAAGCUUCCGAUCAUCCGCCAAUUUCCUUGAGUGAUAGUUGGGCUACUCUGAGUGUGUCUGAUAUACACUCGGAGGAUGGCAGCCACUCCGAGCAGACCGAUGUAUGCUCCCUCAUUGACCAGACCACCCCCGACGAUGUCGCAAGUCUUGAUGAACGCUACAGUAGCAGCGAGGCCGAGGUGCAGGAUGAAGACAACCAGGAAGAUGAUGGGAUAAUGGGAGAUGAGAUUCCGUGCAGUGCCUCGGUUUCCCAGCAGUUACCAACUCUUUUUCCCUUCAGAAGGAGCACGAUUGAUGACAGCACCACAACCACCAAGCCCACCUUUGCAAAUCCCAGUGACUCGAUCGAGUUCGUGGAGCCUGAGAAGUGGCCCGAGAUCGAGAGAGUGGAGCUCAAGCAUACCAUCCGCAUUUUUGAUGGAGCUGCAGCCGAGGAGUUGAAGAGCCGGUUGCCAUUUAACUCCACCGAUUCCAUCCUCAUGGCCACUGUCCAGCAGACGAUGACCAAGCAAGGCCUCGACCUGGACAAGCCCUUCCGCGUGCUCUACAUCGGGCAGCCCGAGUUCCGACACAUCAUUCUUGAUAAGAUCGGCGACGUUCUAGUAUCAAGCUCAUGUUCCGGCUCGGAGACCAGCUCUGCUGAGUCGUCCCGAUAUCACGUUGUGCCAACUUCGUUUGGUGCAGGGGCGGUUCCAAACUUUGCCGAGCUCCUUCCGAUCCACGUUCAGCUCGUGGUCGAUGAGUGUGUGGAAGCCACCGCCGAUCCUAGUGCGGACCGACCUAAUUCCCUGAGCCUGAAGUUCAAGAACCGCCCGGUGUGCACUUCAACAUGGAAUGGCUCGGAUUACCGGGUAUCGUCUGUGUCAGAUUGGACUCUCCCAGAUGUAGCAAUUAUCUUUGUCUCAGGUCGCGAUGAUUCAAAGGCUAUCAAUACCCAGUAUCUUGCUCACGCCUUCCUGGAACGCCAUGGAAUCCCGGCAAUGAUGAUUUCAGAAGAGCCAUUGUGGAACAUGGCUGGAGAAACGAUCCCUCUUAAUCACAACAGUCUUCACACUUGCUUGGAAUCUCGUCACCCUGAUUCAGGAGAAACGGCAGUCCUUCGACGAUAUCCAAUCGAUUUGAAGACUUUCGAAAGUAUCACACCCGGGCAACUCAACCGAAACCUGGCAUCCCUGGUUAGCCUUUACCCGAAGAAGGCACAUAAAUCCACUGCUGAAACUUUUAACUCGUCCUCGGCCCAAUUCUUUGCCGGUGACGAGAAGUAUAUUGAGAGCUGGCUACCAACUUCCUAUGCCACCCGGGUUCGUGAAUGGGCCCCAACACUACGUUUGGUCGUUUUGACUCUCAUUUCGGCCAUUGCUCUCUCGAUCGGAUACGCCGUUGUGAAAGUGAUGAUUGUUUUCUUGGCGCAGUGCAUUGCUGGAUCGGCUCUUUCUAAUGCGUUCCCUCCCGUGGCAUCUCAAACGUCCUCUUCAUCUGCCCUAUCUCUCGGUAAAGAUGAUCAAGUCUCACUCCCGAUACAAUCGGCAUCUUCUGUGCAUAUGAUGCAUGUUCCUCCUGUCGGUGUCUCAAUUUCCAAUGAGCUCACUUCUCUUUCAGCCUUGGGCUUAGCAAAUCGUGAUGAAUUCGAGAUCCAGGCCGUGGGAGACUGCCACAUCAUUAUCAAACCACCUUCCAGACUUGCAACUGCCAAGAAACAGCCUCGCUUUAAUGUGAGUGUCCAAAGACAAAGCAAAUAUCUGCCAUAUGAGAUAUCUCAAUUGUUUGAGGGGGUCUACAUGCUUAAGCUGGACCGAGAGGAUGCCUACGGGUUAAUCGACGUGACGAUUACAGCCCAGUCCAAAUCCCCAAAUAACCAGACCGUGGCUGUUGACUUUGGAACACCAUGGUUGAAGAUUGCAAGCUGGAGGCGCGCGGCACAAGCAAUUUCUGCACAGUUUACAAAGGACCUGCAGCUGGCUCAGACUGGUCUGACUGAGGUAUACGGUCGAUUCUCCACUGAUUUGCAGGUGGUCGUGGGUGACGUUGUGAAGCGAACACAUAUCUUACGCCGUGACGCUGAGAAUUCAAGCCGGGAUAGCCUCAGUCUACGCAAUAACGUCCUGUCAAGGUCAAAGCAGAUUUCAGAGGUCUUCACCCGCAACGCCCUUCAGCGAUUCCGAACUGCUUCCUCUGUGCUACAACUUCGCUCCAGUCAUGUCAACAGGGAGGCUAAACAGAUUGUUCAUGAUGCAUGGAGUCGCAUUGGAGAGUCAGCUGCCAAAGUCGACCUCCGCAGCAUGAUGGAUCGGGUGCGCAAUGCUCGCAAAUGCGAAACGCUGGAUCGGGCCCAGUCGCGUGCACGACAUGUUCUGGGCCUUGACCCAGGCAACUAA
This is a messenger RNA of Penicillium nucicola, 2523 nucleotides long. RefSeq lists its product as uncharacterized. Lineage: Eukaryota; Fungi; Ascomycota; Eurotiomycetes; Eurotiales; Aspergillaceae. The record is from RefSeq and is a predicted model, not a curated record. The transcript has a single exon. The coding region runs from base 1 to 2523 and encodes 840 amino acids.